AUGAACCUGGCGGUUUUAGAUGUUCCACAUCCGGUUCCCGACGUGGAUAUAUGUUAUGGCACAGACGCCUCCACUGCAUGCCCCACUGGCCAGACUCUGAUUCCUCUCCAAAGUGGCCAAAACAAGUGUGUUAAAAGAAAUCGCAUUAGCUGUUCCGAAGGAUUCUUUUUCAAUAACAGCGGGUGUGAUCCUUGUCCCCUCGGCCGUUUCCAACCUCGCACAGGUACAGGUUGGUGUGACUUUUGUCCUGUUGGAACGUAUCAAGAUAAAACAGGCCAAAUUAGUUGUGCUCUGUGUGAAGAUGGAACGUACCAAAACGAGACAGGAAGUUCUGAAUGCCGACAAUGUCCGCUGAAUGAUUCCCUAACGGAUGGGGGAGCCAUCACUAAUCAUCAGAUUGGAAGUGUUCACGCAAGAUCUGAGAUUGGAUGCGCAAUGAAUUGUUUGAGAACCAGAGGAUGUUAUGCAAUAUCUUACGAUUGCAAGGGCAUGACUGCCACAGGACAAGGGCUUUGUAAUAUCAUGGAACACGAGGGAUCGAUGCCAUACACCGUGGUGUCUGACGCCACAAUGUGUUUUAUGAAGGUUAGAGAUAGGUAUCCUUCAUAUAUACCUAUAACAGAAGCCCAUACUAUGACGCCAUACAUAUCGUCUACAAGUGCCUUUCCGCAAUUGUCUUCAACAACUGGCCCACAGGCAAUCAUUGACAUGGUAGACCGUCUACAAAACAUGUGCACGGCGACUACCCAGAGUGACAUAGCAGUCAUAACAGGAUCGGGCACCAUCUACAUAUAUGAUGACUACAAUUCCUUGACCACUGGGUCUUGUAAGUCCGUCGAUGUUACUUCGUUGUUCGAUGGCUACAGUGACCUUCCUCACGUCUCCCAGUGGAAAGCAGUGUAUACUGUACAGAAGAGCUAUGUAGACGUGUAUACAGGCUCAAAGGUUUACCGCUGGGCGAUAGAAUCAACCAAGCUAAGAAAACUUUCUGGUUAUCCAAAAUCGAGACAAGAAUACCUAACCUCUGUCAAAGGAAGCAAUAACUAUCCACAUUACAUACCUGAAAAUCCAGCCUGGGCCGUCCAUAGGGAAACUCUAGGGGCAUUGGAUAUCUACUUUUACGAACGGAGCGUUGAAUAUAUAUGCUACUACAGCAAUCAAAUGCCCAAAGAGAGUCGUUUCCAUAUAUCGGACACGUCUAACAACAACCAGAAUGGGAAUCCUAUCAAUCCAUGGAUACAUCUUCCUGUCAACACAGUGGCUUUGACGGCUGCAGACAACAUUGCUCGUGAUUUUGUUGGGAUAACUGAGGACCUAAAUGUCGUUUUCUACACGAUAAAAGCCCCAUUUGAUCUCAGUGAAGAUCCCACUGUGAAUCUAUUCCCUCUUGUUUAUUGAAAAGAAAACAAGGCAUGCAAAUUGAAUUUUGG
This is a messenger RNA of Ostrea edulis (European flat oyster), 1430 nucleotides long. RefSeq lists its product as uncharacterized. NCBI's taxonomy places the organism in Eukaryota, Metazoa, Mollusca, Bivalvia, Ostreida, Ostreidae. The transcript is spliced from 7 exons. Bases 1 to 1398 code for a protein of 465 amino acids. The record is from RefSeq and is a predicted model, not a curated record.